UGCAAAUGAAGGCAGUUGUCGCUGCCUUGAGAGCACAUCGCGGAAAUGUUCGUCAUGGCAGCACCGCAGGAAAUGCGAGUUGUUUUCAGCGUCUAUGGACCUCUGCUCUUCUGGAAAUGGGAAGGCGAGCUUGCAAGAUUGCGGACAGGAAGGCGGCACAGGGCUUGAAGAGAAACAAAGUUAAUGCUAGGCUUGGCAAAGAGAUAGCGCAAGCGGCGAAGGAAGGCGGGACAAACCUGUCAUCGAAUUUAUCACUGGCAGCGCUAGUGCAACAAGCGAAGGAGCUUCAUGUCUCGAAAGAUCUCAUAGAACGCAACAUUAAGAAAGCGAAAGACAAGGACCAGCAGGAUUUCACGGAGAUCACAUAUGAGGCUUACGGCUUUGGUGGUGUUGGAAUCGUGGUGGAAGUUCUCACGGACAACACGAACAGAGCUUCUUCUUUCGUUCGCGAUGUUAUAAAAAAGAGCCAUGCCAAAAUGGCUGCCUCUGGCUCGGUCCUCUUCAACUUCAAACGGGCUGGAGUCGUGGCUGUGAAAGGCAAUGUGGAUUCCGAAAGUCUUCUGGCUGCAGCGAUGGACACUGGAGCUGAGGACGUCGUGGAACCUGAAUUGGAGGACGGUGAAAGUCCAGAGGAGAAGAAGUACUUCAAGGUGAUAACGGCGAUGGAUGAUUUCGGGCGUGUCAAAGCUGGGCUCAAGGAUGCGGGGUUCUCGAUUGACAUGGAUAAUUCGGGUCUAGAGCUUGUACCAACUGAGCUAGUGGAGGUUGAUGAUGAAGCAAUGGAAAUGAAUAGGGCUUUGAUCGAUAAACUACUGGAACUAGAAGAUGUAGAUGCAGUUUAUUCAACUCAAAAGCAUUGACUGAAUUA
Molecule: messenger RNA, 868 nt
Organism: Selaginella moellendorffii
Lineage: Eukaryota; Viridiplantae; Streptophyta; Lycopodiopsida; Selaginellales; Selaginellaceae
Product: probable transcriptional regulatory protein At2g25830
Exons: 6
Coding region: 6-860 (284 amino acids)
Cellular component (GO): chloroplast
Source: RefSeq, a predicted model, not a curated record